This is a messenger RNA of Penicillium cataractarum, 552 nucleotides long. RefSeq lists its product as uncharacterized. The record is from RefSeq and is a predicted model, not a curated record. The transcript is spliced from 2 exons. NCBI's taxonomy places the organism in Eukaryota, Fungi, Ascomycota, Eurotiomycetes, Eurotiales, Aspergillaceae. Bases 1 to 552 code for a protein of 183 amino acids.
AUGCGUCCCGCUCGACCCGCCGCCGCUCAGCCCCGGUUCGGCCUCGUGAACUGCGAUGCUUUCCAAGCGACUAAGAAUGCCUUCUGUUUCCUGAGCCUUUGCGGUCACACAUCCUGUACUUCGUCCGCGUCGCUCGCGCUGGCAGGAGUAUCUCGGACGGCCUCGCCACUGGACCCAUUUUUUGCAUGGUUGUUGCCGAAGUUGCAUUGCGCAGCCCCCGGUGUCUCAGAUAUUCACCUGCCUCUGCUCGUUCACCAGGCUUUUAUCGCCAUGCUCGGUUCAACAAGCCCCGCUACCACAAGCCUCUGUUUAUCUCUAACAGCUCAGCUCGGUACCGUGAGCCAAUGGCGAAAAUCCCGCGUGCGACAAUUGACUCCAGUGCUAGCGAACGCAGCCCGGGCGGUGGAUGAGCAGUUCCGUCCGCGGAGGCGGCGUGAGAUGGUAUUCUCGAGACCAUGCGCUUGGCAGUGUGAUCAGGAGCAGCAUGUUUGCGUGUUUUUGGGAGUUCUGCAUCUGAUUACUGGCGAAGGAGGGGGAUACCUCGCGCAAUAG